Messenger RNA from Scylla paramamosain (green mud crab), 5336 nucleotides. Its product is annotated as protein PRRC2A-like. Gene Ontology annotation, cellular component: nucleus. Bases 1061 to 3358 code for a protein of 765 amino acids. The record is from RefSeq and is a predicted model, not a curated record. The transcript has 11 exons. Lineage: Eukaryota; Metazoa; Arthropoda; Malacostraca; Decapoda; Portunidae. Gene Ontology annotation, molecular function: DNA binding.
GUAGAUAUUUAGACCGAUCCUUGGCGGCCAUCUUGCUUGUUUACACUGCAAGGAGAGAGGGAGAGAAGAAAAUUUUGGUGAUUUUUGGCAGAUACCGAGUGUGAUUUGCAUUGACAAGGAGUGUUGUUGUGAGUGACUGGCGUGAACUGUGAGGUGUGCAGUGGUGGUGAGGCUGCUGGUGGUGUGUGCCAGGCUGAGACUAGAUCUUUCUGGGAGAGUUUGAGCUGAAGAGAAUGCUGCAACACUACUAGGCUCUGUGUGUGUGUGUGUGUGUGUGUGUGUGUGUGUGUGUGUGUGUGUGUGUGUGUGUGUGUGUGUGUGUGUGUGUGGACUGAUUGACAGAGAGAUAAACAAACAGUUGGUACGGGAGCAGAGAUAGACAAAUACAGACAUACAGACAGACAGACACGCAUACAGAAAUAGAAGAAAAGAUAGAUAAAAUAGACAGACAGACAGAUAGACAAGACUUAGACACAAACAAACAGAUAGACAAACGAAGAGAUAUAAACAGACAGACAGACAGACAAAAAACAAAGAAAUUCAGACAAGAAAAAAAUGUAACAACUUAGAAAACAGAAAAAAAAAAAAAUACUUAGGCCGCCAGACAGACAAACAGAUAAGCAGCCAUGGCCGCCACAGACAGCAGUGAACAGCAGUUACGUUUUCGCUGGAAUGACCACUCACAGCAUCUCUCUAAGGUCCUCACACUUCAGAGGCUGCAAGAAAAGUACUGUGACAUAACCUUGGUGUCUGAGGAUGGCUACAUAACCAAAGCACAUCAGUCUGUCCUUGUCUCUUCUUCUUCCUACUUUGAGAGAGUACUGGGUGAGGUGAGACAAGACCAGCAUCCCAUGGUGGUGCUAAGGGGCGCCAACCUGCAGCAGCUGACCUGUUUGCUGGACUUCAUGUACCAGGGGAAUAUACAGGUUGAGCAGCAUCUAAUUGAGCCAGUGCUGGAGGUGGCAGAUCUCCUGGGUAUCAAGGGACUGGCCGGCAUCCGCUCAAACCCCACCAUUCAGAAGUUUAUGGUUGCCCCCACCACCACCACCACCCCACCACCAUGCCCCAGGACCUGCCCCAUGCCCCUACAGCACCCACAGCCCCACAGGACACCCAUACAGCAGAGAACAGGGCAACACAUCACACACAGCACACACAGCCAGACUCACAGACAGACAUGCACACAGACACACAGGCGGACAUGCACGCAGACACACAGACGUCAGGAAUCGAUCUUUCCAUGGCAAAAAAUGAACCCAGGUCGCCGAAGGAUGCCCAGGGGGUCGCGCAAGAGGUCACACAAGACGUCACAGAGGCAGUCACACAGGUGGUCACACAAGGGGUCACACAGGGGGUCACACCACUAGUCGCAUGUGCUCAAGAGGUCACCCCACCAGAGGUCCCAGAGGCCACAACUGGGGUCCCACAGGAGGUCGCAGGUGAGGAGGAACCACCACCAGCGCUGCCAUCCUGCAGGAAGAGGAGGAGAUUGCAGGACAGCCCAAGCACUGAGGACAUCCUGGACCCAGACUGGGGGAGGAUCGGACCUAAGGUGGAUCAGUGCCCCCCCGGCCCUCCUCAGCAGCUGACCUUUUGCCUCGGACCAUCACCCUCACUGCCAUCUCCUCCGCUGCUGCUGCCUCCUCCGGGGCGGGGCCGCGGGUGGAGCGCAGCGUGGAGGUGCCGUGCGAGGCGGGGCCGCUCACCAUCACCCUCACCACGGGGCCUGACGCCCCACAGACCGCUCCCCGCCCCGUCACGCGCCGCAGGGCGCUGCUGCCUCCGGCCUCCCCCUCGCCCCCCGCCGCUGCGGCGUUGCGGAGGGCGCGGCGCAGGCUGCGGGCGCGGCGCGGCGAAGAGGGGCGGCGCCGCUGGGUGGCGCGGGAGCGGCACUGCAUGGACAGCGGCGGCACCGCGGAGCGUCCCGCCACCAGGCUGCGGAGGCGAGGCGCCUUGCCUCGCCCCACGCCCGCCGUGGCCUGCGACCUGCCCUUCCCUGCCGCGGCGCGGCCUGCUGGGGACGCUCUGCAGGCCUCGGCGUGUGUGGCGCAGGCCGUGGACCAUCACCAGUACUGCCCACAGCAACAGCAGCAGCAGCACCAGCAGCAACACCAGCAGCAACACCAGCAGCAGCACCAGCAGCAGCAGCAUCAGGUGGCGCAGCAGGCGGUGGGCCACACGCAUCUGCAGCAGCAGGGCGAGGGCGCCGCGGUGGGGCAGGCGCUGGGGCAGCACGUUGGGGAGUGCGAGCUGGAGGAGGGGGGACGAGACGUUUCCCGCGGUGUCGCCCCUGGCACUGUUCUCGCUGCCGCCGCCGCGCCCCCGCGCCAAGCAGCGGCGCACCACGCUGACGCUGGAGCAGAAGGUGAAGGUGGUGGAGGCGUUCCUGGAGGGCAAGAGUCAGCGGCAGAUCGCGGGGCUGUAUGGCACGGGCAAGACGCAGGUGAGCGGCAUCAUCCGCCGCAGGGAGGAGGUGCUGGCCGCCUACCGCGACUCCUUGCUGCGCGGCGAGCGGCUCACGGCGCAGCGGCGCAAGCGGCGCGGCGGCUACGCCAGGCUGAACCAGCACCUCAUCCAGUGGUACCGCCACGCCGUGGGCGCGGGCGGCGCCAGGGUGACGGCGGGCAUGCUGCGAGCCAAGGCGCUGCAGCUGGCGCCGCAGCUCGGCUACCACGACUUCAAGGCGUCCAACGGCUGGCUGGCCACCUUCAAGGCCAACCACAACCUCAAGUUCUCUCGCCCCGGCCGCGCCGCUCCCCCCGCCGCGCCCCCGCACCACAACGACACCGACGAGGACCUCGCCCCCGCCCGCCGCCCCGUCCCUCCCCCUGGGGCUUUCGUGGAGGAGGGAGAGGCAGAGGGGUCGUGUGGGGGCCCCGCCCCGCAGCGCCCCGAGACGGAAGACGAGCUGGGCCCCGCGCGCCAGACACUGGACCCUUGUGAGUCCCCAGCCGAUCCCAGCGACCCUGCGGGGCUGCUGCACCCGGGGCUGAGCGGGGCGGGGCUGGCCAAGCCCCCUCAGAUGGUGAACUCCAUCGGGGCGAACCUGUCCGCGGCGUACAACCUGUCCCGCGACCUGGGCCGCGAGCUGAACCGCGGCGAGGCUGGGCCAGACCUGUCCGUCAUGUCUGCCAGCCCCCUGGGUCACCCUGCGGCGCUGGGGCGCGGCGUGGAGGGCCCCGUCAAGGCCCCGGAGGGCCCGCUGUCAGCCUAUAAGUCCGAGGAGCCCAUACCCUACGCCUACGACCCACAGAACCGCAUGGCGGAAGCCGCCCCGCCACGGCCUGCUGAGUACAACUAUGCCCCCUACGGCUUCCCCGGCGGCUACUACGGAUACCACUUCCUGGGCCAGUACUGAGCCCGCCCCGCCCACCUGUGUGUGUGUGUGUGUGUGUGUGUGUGUGUGUGUGCGUGCGUGCGCCCGUGUGCGUGUGCCUGUGCGUGCGUGUGCGCGCAUGCGCUCCGGCCCGUCCGGCCCCUCAGGGUGUUGCGCCGCGCAGCACACCGCCCCACGGGGUGUCCCGCCCCGCUCCGCUCCGCAUGUUUUUUCAUUUUGUUUAUUUAAUUGUUUUUUUUUUUUUAUUUCUCUCUCUCUCUCUCUCUCUCUCUCUCUCUCUCUCUCUCUCUCUCUCUCUCUCUCUCUCUCUCUCUCUCUCUCUCUCUCUCUCUCUCUCUCUCUCUCUCUCUCUCUCUCUCUCUCUCUCUCUCUCUCUCUCUGUGUGUGUGUGUGUGUGUGUGUAUGUGUGUCCCUGCCCCAUACUGUUGUCAAUAAAUGAAUGGCCAAGAUUGUCCACUGUCUCAGUCUUACAUACUCAACAAACAAACAAACAAUAUUAUUAUCACAGCAAAGAAACCUUCAUUCUCCUUCGUGAGAUGGUUAGAGGGCUUUUCAUUAGAGAGAAGAGGAGGAAGGGAAGAAGAGGAGGACGAGGAAGAAGAGGAAGAGGAGGAAGAAGAGGAAGAGGAGGAGGAGGAAGAAGAAGAAGAAGAAGAAGAAAUAAAGGAGGAAGAGGAGGAAGAGAUUUACUCAUCCAUAUCACAACACCCCCCUCCUCCUCCUCCUCCUCUUUCUCCUCCUCCUCCUCCUCCUCUUCCUCAUACUCUCACCACCACCACCACCACCACCACCACCUCCUCCUCAGAUGCCUCCCCAUACAAUAUACAAGAUGGGAGGUUGUAUAGACCCAAGAAUGCUGUGAAGCGGCCAAUGAACAAGUACCUGCUGUUCUUCCAAGACUGCUUGCAGCGUGUGCGGCAGCAGCACCCCGGCGACUCCUACCCCGCCCUCACCCAGCGCGUGGCUCGCAUGUGGAAGUGCCUGCCCGCUGCCCAGAAGCAAGAAUGGGAGAGGAGGGCACAGAGUCUACAGCAGCAGCAUCUCGCAGAGCACCCUGGCUACAGUUACAACCCGCGGGAGGCAGCACAGCGCCACAGGGAGUACCAGCAACUGCGGGAGGAACGGAGGGGCCUGUACCGUGUUGCCUCGCCCCCAGGGACCCUCAGGACACAUGGGGGGGAGAAGAGGAGGGGCGGGAGGAACUGGAGGCCUCUUGCUUUGUCGGAUUGGCAUUUCAUUGGUGGAUGUUAGGUCGGUGAGGGAGUCUGCGCGCGUGCCCCCUCCACAGCACCAACAGAGGCAGCAACAGCAGGACCCCAACAGAACCUUCAGCUCGCGGUACAGCAACUUGUGACUCAGCCCGUAUAUCAAAGGGUUCAUCAUACAGGAUGUCUUGGCGAACACUGUGGGAAACACGUACCUGCGGGGGCGGGAGAGGAGGGGGAGUGUGUGAGAGAGGGAGGGAAGGAGAGAGUGUUUUAUAAGGAUAGGGAGCAAGAAGGGAAGGAUCGAGAGAGAGAGAGAGAGAGAGAGAGAGAGAGAGAGAGAGAGAGAGAGAGAGAGAGAGAGAGACGACACUCAAAUAGAAGUAAAAUGUAUACAGACAAACACAUACACAAACAAACAAACACUCACACUCACCAAAAUAAACCAAGGUCGUCUCUGAAUAUGGACACAACAGAGGUGAGGGCGUAGGGCGUCCAGAAGGUCACGAAACUCAGCACCAUCAGCAGGUUGACCUAGAGAGAGAGAGAGAGAGAGAGAGAGAGAGAGAGAGAGAGGGUGGGGGCAAAUUUACUAUAUAAGAAGAACCUAACAUCCUUGAAAGAGAUACUACUACUACUACUACUAUUACUACUACUACUAUUACUACUACUACUUCUACUACUAUUACUAUUACUACUACUAUUAUACGAUGUAGCACAAAUAAAUUAAGAAGUUUGAGUAUUAUAAAGAAACUGUAUUAUUGUUAAUUACUGAAUAAAAUGUUAGAACCCAA